This is a messenger RNA of Paramormyrops kingsleyae, 2891 nucleotides long. Lineage: Eukaryota; Metazoa; Chordata; Actinopteri; Osteoglossiformes; Mormyridae. The record is from RefSeq and is a predicted model, not a curated record.
AUGGGCAGCCUUGUGUCCACAACACCACGUUUAGGCCUUUACAGCCAUGUGCUCUCUUUUGCCCUCAUAGCAGCAGACGACCAGGGCUGUGAGAAAGGGCUACACGAAACGUUGGCCCUUCUGACCUCCCAGCUGCGUCCAGACGCCAACCACAAGGAGGACAUGGUCUUCCUGAAGGACGUCUUCAGCGAGAAGAGCCUGGGAUACCUGAUGAAGAUCCACGAGAGGCUGCGUCUGUAUGAGUGCCAGUGUCCCGCCCCCGUCCUGCACAGUGCCUCGUCUCUUGUGGAGGAUGUGGCGGAGGAGCUGCAGGGCAAAUCGAUGAGCAGCAACGAGAAGGAGCUUCUGCGUCUGCUGAUGUCACCGCACUUCAAGGCGGUCCUCUUUGCGCAUGACACCGUCGCACAGAAGAACUUCGACCCCGUGCUGCCGCCACUGCCUGACGACCUGGAGGACGAGCUGGAGGAGGCGACAGUGAAGAUCGUGCGCCUGGUGAAGAACAAGGAGCCGCUGGGGGCGACCAUCCGGCGAGAUGAGACCACAGGGGCUGUUGUCGUCGCUCGGAUCAUGAGGGGCGGGGCUGCUGACCGGAGUGGUCUUGUGCAUGUUGGUGACGAGCUCCGGGAAGUCAACGGCAUCUGCAUCGCGCACAAAAGGCCCGAUGAGAUCAGCCAUCUGCUGUCCCAGUCUCAGGGUUCCAUCACUCUCAAAAUAAUCCCAGCCGUGAAAGAGGAGGACCGGUUGAAAGAAAGCAAGGUGUACAUGAAGGCUCUGUUUGACUAUAACCCCUCGGAGGACAAGGCCACACCCUGCCAGGAGGCCGGCCUGCCUUUCAAGCGCGGGGACAUCCUGCAGGUGGUGAGCCAUGAUGACCCCACCUGGUGGCAGGCCAAGAGGGUGGGGGACAGCAACCUCCGGGCAGGCCUCAUCCCCUCCAAGAGCUUCCAGGAGAGACGGCUGGCAUACAGGGUUAAAAUGGGCACCAUGCCCCAUCUGAGGUCCCCUGGACGACCACUCUCUGGCCUGAGAAGGAGUUUCCGUCUCAGCCGCAAAGGACGUCAGGACACUCCUGAGGAGACCCCACCCGAGUCAGAAUUCUUGACCUACGAGGAGGUGACACGAUACCAGCAGCGUCCUGGUGAACGGCCCCGUCUAGUGGUGAUGAUUGGCUCCUUGGGAGCACGGAUUAAUGAACUGAAGCAGAGGGUGAUAGCAGAAAACCCCCAUCGCUACGGAGUGGCAGUUCCUCACACCACAAGGCCCAAGAAGACUCACGAGAAGGAUGGAGUGGAAUACCACUUUGUUUCUAAACAGGCGUUUGAUGCAGACGCCCAAAACAACAAGUUCAUUGAGUAUGGAGAAUACAAGGAGAACCUUUAUGGGACCAGCCUGGAGGCCAUUCGCUCUGUUCAGGCCAAGAAUAAGCUCUGUAUCGCGGAUGUGCAGCCGGAGGCUUUGAAGACCUUGCGCACAGCGGAGUUCAAGCCCUAUGUGAUCUUUGUAAAGCCCCGUAUCCCCGAAAGCCAGCCACGUCACACUUCUGGUACCUCACCAGCAGGGGGCGAGCAAUACCGCAUCACGGAUGAAGACCUGGAGGAGAUGCGGCAGUCUGGAGCGCAGAUGGACCAACAGUAUGGCCACUGGGUUGACCGAGUCCUGGUCAAGGAGGACAUGGCCAGUGCAUGUGCGGAGCUGCGCGGAAUCCUGGAGCGGCUAGAGAGAGAGCCCUCCUGGGUGCCAGUCAGCUGGUUGCGCACUUAACAUCUCGCCCAGCUUCAGGCCUCUGGCCCCUGGUACCCUCUCCAGAACCCUUCAGUGCCAGCUGCCUUUUGUCCUCUUCCCUCCUGCCCUCCUUUCUUUGAACUCAUCUUCACCGACAGUGGAAAGGACAGGCUAAAAAUUCGAACCCUGAUGUGGAAGUUGGGAACGGCAUGCCAGAACCACAGAGAACUCAUCCCUGUGCCCCGGACACUCUACUCCACACAUUCUUCGUUUUGCCCUCUACACAUUUAAAUCCUUUAAAAGUCCCAGCACUUCUGGGUCCACAGAAAUCAGUUUUUCGGGGGAGGGGCAGGACCCCAAUGUUGACAUCAUUGAUAGACAAUGUCACUAUGAACCUGCUUAUGGUUCCUACAUAAAUAAUUAGGACAGCAUGGAACAGCAGGUUUGGAUUAUAGGACUGACAUUUUUUGGACAAAAGACCCAUAGGUUCAUCAUGGUAUAUUUUUCUUAAUUUCGUUAUUUAUUAACUGGAAUGUCAGCUGCAUUUAGACUGCUUUUAUUCAACUAGAAUUGGGAAGCUGCCUUUGACUGCAGCAAGACCCUGAUUCGAACCAAGACUGGAUAUCUUGUUGGUUUGACAUGGAAGGCUGAGCGGUCCUUGGAAAAUUUCCAUAACCUUUAGUGGUAGCUGACAGCCAUCUCUGUCUCUGAAGUCCCCAUGAACAUUUAAAAGAAACUGUUUUAACCACGCGGUGCUUCCAUACGUCUUUCCAUCACCUUAUGGCCACAAGGGGAUCCAGUGUGAAAUUUGCUGCGCAGUGAAAUGCGUUCCAGAGCGAACCCUACAGCAGAAACAAAUCCAAAGGCUUCCACUGCAAAAACGAUGUGUGGACAUUGAAAUAUAUGACAAAAUAUAAUCCAUUGUAAUUACAAAACAGAAAUCACAUAACAUGAGAUGCCUUGAAUGCGGUUUACAAUAUGUUGUCUUAUACUGGUCUCUUAAUUGUGAAACCGUGGCCUAUUGUACUUGGGAAAAAAUGAAGGUUAAUCUAGUUCAACAAGAUAGACGAUAAUAGCUGCACGAGUAUCAGGAUGAUGCAAAUAUCAGUUUGUUUGCAUUUCAAAUACAAUUAAACUUUUGGUGAAACCUUGUGGUGAUUAUGUGUGAA